AUGAAGUGGUUAUGCAUGUCACUGGCUUUGUUCGGCCUUUGUGCGGCCACAACGCCCGAUCCCACGUGGGUCUGCGGCAACGCUCUGGGAGGUGGGUUAUUAAAAGGACGAUUUGUAGGAAUAUUUAGGUUUUACUAUUUAAAAAAAGUUAUCGGUAGUCCACAAUCUUUUUACAUUUUAUUUUGUUUUCGUUAACUCUUCGAUAAGGAGCUCUGAGCCCAGCAAAAUAUACAAAGAACCCAUGAUGAUCGCGUUAUUUUCAGCCUGCAUUCAAGGUGCCUGUCCGCAGAAUUAUGAGUGUAGAUCCAACAUCUGCUGUAAGUCUGUUUUUUGCCAUUUUAUAACUUUUUUGUUUUUUAUCAAAAACAAAAAAAGUAAACUCGGUUAUUGUUAGCACAAAAGUAUACAAAAAGCCACGUAGAAGUCCCGAAAAAAUUAAACAAAUAUAAUCCUAUGAAUUCCUGAGAAUAUAAGGGUUUUGUGACGUAUAAGUCGACGGAAAAGCAGUGAAAUUUUUUCAUUUUUGGAUAUGUUGUAGAGAAUUAAAUUCCGCAGGUGGUGGUACGUCUCACUUGUACAUAAAAUUACGCCUAAGGGCGUCUUUUGGCGCCGAAAAUCCAAAGUCGGUCAUUUUUCAGCGCUGAUUACUUCAUUUUAUUAACAAUUCAGUUUUGUAUAAAAGUUGCAAAAAGUGACAUGGCUGGAAAGACCUCUUUUUGCUCUAUAAUCACUGCAAAUUUUUUAUUUUAUUUUUUUCCUUUGAUAUUUCAUUCUUAUAGCAUGCGCUCGCUAGACUGCCGUAAAUGUCGCCCACGAAAAAAAUCCGAAAAAAUCGGUGUCCGAUUUACAUAUUUCAUUUGUCAAGAAAGUACAGAACGCUGCACGUAAACUGAGAAGUCCGGUGACCGGAAUAGACCCUUCGCUACCGAUUUUUUACACUUCGUCUUGAUUUCGCAGAGAAAGAGAGAAAAAAGACACGCAAAAGCGUACUCUCUCGCCCCAAAAAUUCCCCAUUUCUUCACCGACAAAACGUUUUUUCGUGUCUUUUUUGGCAAAUUGCCAAUCCAUUCACCGGACUGUUUUCAAAUUGCCAAUCCAUUCACCGGACUGUUUUUUUUUUUUUUUGAUUAUCGCAGUUUGACGUGCGACGGUGUUGUCUCGCCAUACUUCAGUUUGACGUGCGCUGUGCGGUAACUUCUCACGCCUAACCUCGCAAAAAAUGCCACAUUUUCACGAACCUUGGAAAAAAUUGGUUGCUUCUGCAAAGUGCAAACUUGGAAUCUUACAUAUUUCUUAAAACAGUACUCUAAAUUGGUGGCAGAUAUCCUUAAACCCUGAAUUUCGGAUAGUUUUCUUUACGGAUUCCCGUUUUUCGCAGUGAUUUUUCCAGAGUGCUACAUGCAGCGACGAGCUCUCUGGACUUUGAGCCGCGAGUGGAUUUACGUAACCUACAGUUUUUUCCUUUGUUUCGGCAGAAAAGGAUGCAUAAACGACAAGGUUUACACAGCUGGUUCAUUCCUGCUGAAUUAAUUUCAAUUUCGAAAAGAUAUUUGUCAAUUUUUGGAGUUAAUUUUGGUCAAAUCUGCGUCGAAUGACGUCUGCCCUCUCAAUGACUAUGAUCUAAUUUUCGUUGGCCAAGACAACAUGAAAUAAAAGCUCGCGUUUUUUGUAAUAGAUAAAGUUUUAUGCAAGCUGCCGCGUCUAAAACACUUAACAUUGCUGCUGACGAUCACUAUCUUCAGGUCCACGAAAGGUGAUCUUCCGCGGCAACUUCCUCGGCUUCGGAAGUAGCAGUGACGAGAAAAAGAAGAAGACAAGCCCCACCACCCCAACCACGCCCACCACUCCCAGCAAAGCACAUUGGUGCGUGGAUGGGGCCAUCAACUGUGCCCAGUUCACGCAGUACUGCAAGCCCGGCACGCAGUAUACGGCCUUCAUGUUGAGGAAGUGCAUUCAGACCUGCGGAGUGUGCAAAUACGGCCAAUAG
Bursaphelenchus xylophilus (pine wood nematode) is the source of this 1987-nucleotide messenger RNA. NCBI's taxonomy places the organism in Eukaryota, Metazoa, Nematoda, Chromadorea, Rhabditida, Aphelenchoididae. The record is from the annotation of a GenBank genome assembly.